Molecule: messenger RNA, 2795 nt
Organism: Poeciliopsis prolifica (blackstripe livebearer)
Lineage: Eukaryota; Metazoa; Chordata; Actinopteri; Cyprinodontiformes; Poeciliidae
Gene: siah2l
Product: seven in absentia homolog 2 (Drosophila)-like
Exons: 3
Coding region: 145-1128 (327 amino acids)
Biological process (GO): multicellular organism development; proteasome-mediated ubiquitin-dependent protein catabolic process
Cellular component (GO): cytoplasm
Molecular function (GO): ubiquitin protein ligase activity; zinc ion binding; ubiquitin conjugating enzyme binding
Source: RefSeq, a predicted model, not a curated record
AGUGCGCGGAUCAAGAUACAAACUAAUACAAACUAUCCGCCGCCAUGUUGUAUCUCCGCGGCCCGGAGGGACGUCCGGUCGUAAAUAGUAAAUGACGGUACCGCCCGCUGGGCCGCUGACUGGACCGGACCACUGCAGGACGCCAUGAGCCGCCCGUCCUCAGCCGGAGGUGGAGGACUGGGAGCCGGUAAAGCAGGCGGGGGAAAGCACGGAGGCUCCGGAAGCACCGCUUCUGCUGCCGCCGCCGCAGCCGCUGCCGCGGCCGCAGCAGUGGCAGCAGCCGCCGGUGUAGGCUCCGUUCCCGGCUCGGGUUCCGCCGCCGCGUCCUCCUCCGGGUCGCUGCCGCCCGUCGCGGCUCUCCCCGGUCAGCCCCCGGAGCUGACUGCGCUAUUCGAGUGCCCGGUGUGCUUCGACUACGUUCUGCCGCCCAUCCUGCAGUGCCAGGCGGGUCACCUGGUCUGCAACCCGUGCCGCCAGAAGCUGAGCUGCUGCCCGACCUGCCGCGGCCCGCUCAGCCCCAGCAUCCGGAAUCUGGCCAUGGAGAAGGUGGCCUCCACGUUGCCGUUCCCUUGCAAGUACUCUGGUUCUGGCUGCCUGCUGGUCCUGCACCACAGCCAGAAGGCCGACCAUGAGGAGCUGUGCGAGUUCAGGCCGUACACCUGUCCCUGCCCUGGAGCCACCUGCAAGUGGGCGGGGCCUCUGGAGGCCGUCAUGCCACACCUGAUGCACACGCACAAGUCCAUCACCACACUGCAGGGCGAGGACAUCGUGUUCCUGGCGACGGACAUCUCGCUGCCCGGUGCCGUGGACUGGGUCAUGAUGCAGUCCUGCUUCAGCCACCACUUCAUGCUGGUUCUGGAGAAGCAGGAGAAGUUCGAGGGCCACCAGCAGUUCUUCGCGGUGGUUCUGCUCAUCGGCGCCCGCAAGCAAGCCCAGAACUUCGCCUACCGCCUGGAACUCAACGGAAAUCGGCGCCGCCUCACCUGGGAGGCCACGCCCCGCUCCAUCCACGACGGCGUGGCGGCGGCCAUCUUGAACAGCGACUGCCUGGUGUUCGACACGUCCGUCGCUCACUUGUUCGCCGACAACGGAAACCUGGGCAUCAACGUCACCAUCUCCAUGUGCUGAGGACGACCCAGUACCGACACGACCCGGUCCAAAUUGGGUCUGAUGUAAACUGUUGAAAUAAAAGUUCUGGUGGUUCUGGUUCAUUCAAUGGUCUGUCAAUCAGAACAGUGUCCAACUCGGAGACAGAACUGUUUCAGUUUGUUGGACCCAUGCAGCUGGCAGAAACUUACGGGUUGAUAGCCCAUUUCUCCAGGGUUCGGUUCUGAACAGACAGAACUCUGACUGGGCUCUGUCACAUGACCUUUGACCUUCUGUUGGCAGAACUUCUACAUCAUCAACUGGUUCCAGCAAAAAUUCUCUUAUAGGUCAGCAGGGGACGGAACCAGUUCUGGUUCUGGUGUUUCCCUUCAGCGUUGAGAGGAGAACCAGAACCCCUGAGAUGACUUCAGGUUUGCUGCAAAUCAGAACCACUGGGUCUGGAUCAGUAGAACCAUGUGUUCCUGACUGUUCUGAAGGGCUCUCAAGCCAAACCGGACCAACCCUGGGAUUGGGAGGUUGCUGGUUCUGAUCCAGCAGCGAACAGUUCACCACCACAGCCUUACUUUUCUAACGCUGCCCUCUUUCUGUGUUGCUGAAGUUCUGUUGAGACCCGCUGGACCCGGAGUACUGCUCAGCUCUACAGAACCACCGAGACAGAACCAGAACACAAACAGUUCAGGUUGACUAAUGAUACCUCAGAACUCCUCCAGAACCCCUCAGAUGGCGGGAACUGGACCCUGACUGCAGCUCAGGACAUGCUGGUUCAGCAGAAUCUGCAGAUUUGGGGUCAAAGUUCAAGCUUAGAAUAUUUCAAGCUACUAUAGAGAUCAGUUUAUGUGAGCAGAAGAAGAAACUUCAGCAAAUUCUUUUGUUAUUAGGGCCUUUAAACUUCCUGCUGAGGCCGGAGUGAAACCUCCGGCCCUUUAAAUCAUUCCAGGUAGUUAAACGUCACAGACACCAUCAAUCAACAUAUGAAUGUAAAACACCUUGAAUACAUCAAUAAGGAAUAAAAUCUACCACCAUUACACUGUCAGGGGUUCUACUGGCUGAGGCUAGCGUAGCAUCGUUAGCAUGCUAGCUGUUCCAAAUAAAUUUCUGAGUGACGAGGAGAUGAGCUUCAGAUGUUGAACAUAAACUCUGUCCUUUAGUUGGUCUAUGAUUUGGUUAAACUGGUUCCGGGUCAGUGUGCUGGUCCAGUCCUCGCUGAGAUAAUUUGAAUAACAUCGGAUUGUCAGAUUCAGAUAGACCCGUCUGAAUCCCUUCAAACACUCCUUAUGGAAAAUAACUUAUUUUUCUCUGUUUAAAAAAAAAAAACAUAUCAGGCGUCCAAAUGGACAUUAAAUAGUCAGCUCUGACCUCAGAACCGCCCCAGUUUGGUUGGCAAGCGAUGAGAGAUGCUAACAUUGUUAGCCUGGAUGCUUGGUGCAAUAAUAAGGAUUUAUCAGAACUUUUUCACUUGAAACUGAAAAAGUUGGCAUGACAUCAAAGACUGACUUCUUGUUGAUUUAAAAUGAUACUUUAUGUUUCCUUAAGCCCGCCCAACGCUUUAUUCUGAUUGGCCAGUUUAAAACAACCUACAGAAAAAUGUGUGAAGAAAUUAUUUCCACUGUUUGCUGUCUGGAGGUAGAUUUAUCUUUUUCAGAUGUUGUAACCAAAUAAAAGAGUGAAUAAACAAUUAUUUUAUUUGC